UUUUGGGGGGCGGGGAGAAGUUGGGCUGGCAGCCAGGCUAAUUGACAAUGCCUGAGCCUGCAAAGUCCGCGCCCAAGAAAGGCUCCAAGAAAGCCGUUUCCAAGACCGCCGCGAAGGGCGGCAAAAAGCGCAGAAAGUCCAGGAAGGAGAGCUAUGCCAUCUACGUGUACAGGGUGUUGAAGCAGGUCCACCCCGACACCGGUAUCUCCUCCAAGGCCAUGGGAAUCAUGAAUUCCUUCGUCAACGACAUUUUCGAGCGUAUUGCCGGGGAAUCGUCUCGCCUGGCUCAUUACAACAAGCGAUCUACCAUCACCUCCAGGGAGAUCCAGACCGCUGUCCGCCUUCUGCUUCCCGGUGAGCUGGCCAAACACGCCGUGUCCGAGGGCACUAAGGCAGUGACCAAGUACACCAGUUCCAAGUAAACUAACGGGCGUCCCUUCA
This is a messenger RNA of Hypomesus transpacificus, 441 nucleotides long. Its product is annotated as histone H2B-like. Lineage: Eukaryota; Metazoa; Chordata; Actinopteri; Osmeriformes; Osmeridae. Gene Ontology annotation, molecular function: DNA binding; protein heterodimerization activity; structural constituent of chromatin. The transcript has a single exon. Bases 48 to 422 code for a protein of 124 amino acids. The record is from RefSeq and is a predicted model, not a curated record. Gene Ontology annotation, cellular component: nucleosome.